AUGGCUCUCUUCGUCCCCGUUGGAUUGGCCCUAUUGGGUCUGGCCAAUGCUCAGACGCCGGUUGGCACUGAAGCCCACCCUCAGCUCACCACCUAUCGAUGCACGGUAGCCGGUGGCUGCACCGAAGCCACUAACUUCGUUGUUCUUGACUCGCUUGCACACUCGGUUCACCAGGUUAACAGCACUGUCGGCUGCGGAGACUGGGGGAAUGCGCCCAACUCGACUGCGUGCCCUACCGAGGAGGCCUGCGCGGCCAACUGUAUCCAGGAGGGCUUGACCGACUACAGCACCGUAGGCGUCACAACCAGUGGAGCCUCACUGCGCAUGCAGAUGCUCGUCAACAAUGUUUCGGUUUCGCCUCGUAUCUACCUCCUCGAUGAGACGGAGGAAAAGUACGAAAUGGUCAAGUUCACUGGCUACGAGUUUACUUUCGACAUCGACGCUACCAAGCUCCCUUGCGGUAUGAACAGUGCGCUGUACCUCUCUGAGAUGGAAGACGAUGGCGGUAAGAGCGAGCUCAACGCGGGUGGUGCUCCCCGCGGCACGGGUUACUGUGAUGCUCAGUGCUACACUACACCAUUCGUAAACGGUGUUGCUAACCUUGCUGGUGCCGGUGCCUGCUGCAACGAGAUGGACAUUUGGGAGGCCAACGCUCGAUCUCAACAAAUCGCACCACACCCUUGCAACGAGUCUGGUGUAUACCUGUGCGAGGGCGCUGAGUGCGGAUCCGGCGGUGUUUGCGACAAGAACGGCUGCGGCUGGAACCCGUACCGCCUUGACCAGACGGAUUACUACGGCGAAGGCUCAACCUUCGACGUUGAUACCACCAAGCCCUUCACGGUGGUGACACAGUUCCCAGCCAACAACUCCACCGGCAAGCUGGACGAGAUCACCCGACUGUACGUCCAGGAUGGUGUAGUUGUCAAGGCCGAGACCGUCUCCAAGGAGGGUUUGCCCGCCGUUGACUCUAUCACCUCGGACUACUGUGUUGCGAGCGGUGCCACUGCCUUUGACAGGCUCGGCGGCCUGGAGGUGAUGGGCGAUGCAAUGACGAGGGGCAUGGUCAUGGCCUUUAGUAUCUGGUGGGCUACCGAUGGCGGCAUGGUGUGGCUCGAUGGCGCUUCACAAGGUGCAGGUCCUUGCACGGACAGUGAGGACUUGCCGGAGAACAUUCUCGCGGUCGAGCCCGAGCCCGAGGUCACCUUCAGCAACUUGAAGUGGGGUGAGAUCGGCAGCACAUUUGCUACCAACGGUACAUCAAAGUACAGGUGGGCGAGAAAGUACUUGUAA
Messenger RNA from Truncatella angustata, 1290 nucleotides. RefSeq names its product endoglucanase 1. The record is from RefSeq and is a predicted model, not a curated record. Lineage: Eukaryota; Fungi; Ascomycota; Sordariomycetes; Amphisphaeriales; Sporocadaceae. The transcript is spliced from 2 exons. Gene Ontology annotation, molecular function: hydrolase activity, hydrolyzing O-glycosyl compounds. Gene Ontology annotation, biological process: carbohydrate metabolic process. Bases 1 to 1290 code for a protein of 429 amino acids.